AGCAAUCAUAUUCUUUUGACUUGGCUUGAAUUUUUAAGCUUAAUUAUUUUUAGCCAUUUGAAUAUAGUUUUUGCAUACUUGGUUUCUGAAUUUGUGAAAAAUAUAUCAAGAUGUAUGUUCAAGUUUUUGAAGUUGCGCAACUUCAAAUUGACAAUUGAGAAUUUCAAAGAGGGAAAUUCAGACCACAUAAAUACAGAUAGACGGUUUUCAAAGAAAAAUGUUUCCGUGUUAUAAAUUCAUUGUUAUUUAAAUUUCCCAAUCAGGUAUUUCAGUUGCUAAAAAGUUUCAAAUCUUUAUGGUCAUUAUUUGCCUAACUUUCCACCAGCUUACAUUAAAAUCUGUGUGUCGUUCAGGUGUCCUGCUCACUAGCAGACGAACAAACACACAGGACCCCAAACAUGACCUCGGGGAUGGAGGUAACAAUAAAUACAGAUAAACUGCCUGCUGGCGUCUUUAGUUUAGUUUUUAGUCGACUCAAGUCGUUUUGGGCAAAUCAAAUUCCAUUUGGGAUUUUCUUGCUCAGGAUCAGACAUUUAUUUAAAAAUAAACACGCCUGUACCAUCCAUCCAUCUUCCCAUUGUUUAAAACUUUAAAGCUUUUCAUCAUAAGAAGAACAAAUGACCACAUCUCUGUUGCUGUUGUAACUUUAUUGAUUGCAAAACAACAUCCUGCACGUUGCCCAGAAAACCUGCAACAAUGAACAAACAGCUCAAAAACCGCUGACACACCCUCACAGCUUCCUUACUAAAACUUAGUAUCUGUUGUUCAGUUCUGGUUUGACAAAACAAUUAUAUAAAACACAGAAAAGGAAAAAGGAAAUCUUUGCCAUUGGGCUUGAUAAAUCACUUCAACAUAAUUGGAUGGGGCGAUGACAAAAUGGGCAACAACAUUAGUAAUCCUGACAUGAUGUUGGAUCAGCCAAUCAGCAUGCUAGCAUGCUCACAAUGCUAAUGCCAGUAUGCUAAUGCUGAGCAGGUACUGUAUAAUGCUUACUUGUUCACCAUCUUAGUUAUUGUGUUGGCAUGCUAAAAUUUGCUAAUUAGCACCAAACACCAAGUACAGAAUGUCAUUAGUUUUGCAGAUAUUUGGUCAUAAACCAAAGUAUUGGACACAUUUGUGACCUGAUGGUGGCGCUAGAUGGAAAGUUAAGAAAUCACCAAAGUGAUCGCAUUGCAUCCUGAGAAGAACAUGAAUGUCUGUACAAAAUUUCAUGUCAAUUCAUCAGGAGUUGUUGAGAUAUUUCAGACUGGAGCAACGUGAUGAACCGACCAACCGACCGACAUUUCUAUCCCUAGAGCCGCUGCUAGCAUGGCUAAAAAUACAGAGGUAUAAAUGAUGUGAUCCACAAUAUUCCUUAAAAGGAGAAAUGUCAUCAAAGAGAAAAUAUAUCAUGUUAGAGAAAACAGAAAUUAUUUGGUAGAAACUGAAGCAUUUUGGCUUUGUGAAUGUGAUAUUUGUCCAAGAGACAGUAACUAUAUUUGAUAUGAAUGCUAUAAGAUGAUAUGAUAUGAAGAUCAUACUCUAUUUAAGACAUAACUCUCAAAAACAAAAUAAAUGAGAAGUGGCCUCAUUCUUCUUUUUGUAGAAGGAACAAAAAAGGGAAAUUACAGGUCUAAAUUUGUUGCAAGGACAGUAAAUGUGCAAUUCUCAUCAGAAUAAGGAACUGACAGCUCACUAACCACUCACACCAUCAUGUCAUCAUGUUAAGGCUUUAUAUCAGCUGGUUAUUGUGGUUUCAAUCUGUUCUUUGUUAGUUGUUUUUAUUUGAGUUUAUUUGAGAUAUUUGAGCCUCUGGCCUCUGAUGGAUUUGUAGCUCUGUGGGUAUGUUGCACUGAGCACAUAAUCUACAUACUCUACUCCAACUCUUUUUUUUUUUUUUUUGGUGGUACACAUCACUGAAACUGUUAAUGAUUAAUACAAUAAUGACAAUGACUGAUGGCCAUUGUAGUCCUGUAUCUGCACUGGAAGCGAUCCCCACUCCAGUAGCGGAGCAGAGCAGUAAACAACUCCGUGCUUCGGCUUCUAUGGAAAUCAAAACGAGCACGGUUGGCUCUCGCCUGGUUGUUGCUCACAUUGCAUCAGAGGAUAUUUGCAUAAAGUUGAGCUUUUCUCAACCUUUUACAUGCAACUCUGGACUAUAAAUCAAAACCUGCACCUUAGGUGUCUGUAACAGGACUCCUGUUCACCCCUUCUGUCAAGCAUAAAUACGGCUUGGAUAGCUGUCCAAAAUCCUAACAGAAAAAAAAACAUCUUUAGAUCAUCAUCAUUAGAAAAUCUUAGUAACACUUAUUGUAUGGGUCUUACAGUUUCCUAAUAACUUCCUAAAAAGAAACUGAUAGCUGUAAGUUCUUAAAAAGGUUCCUAGAAAUGACUAUAUGUCGUUUGGUGCUAAUUAUAGAAAAACUAAAACAAUUUCGAUGGACACACUAUCAAUAAGUUUCAGUUAAUUUGUUGCUUAACCUUCUAAUGUAACUGUCUUCACAUCAGUGCAGUUUUUCUUUCUGUGAAACUACAGCAAAUAAUUUCAACAAAUGUGGAGAAAUCUGAAAAUGUAUUUAUUACUAAAUUUCAUUUCCAAAAAUAAUUUAUUAAGAAUUUACAGGACCAAUUAACUCAAACAUUACCCUCCAUAGGAUCAUUUACAGGCCGCUGUGACCUCUGAUCCCUGACCUCUUUACUGUUGGUUUCUUCCACGACUGCUGAUCAUUUGUAUUGCUGAUGGAUUAGUAAUAUAGUGUUUAAUCCGGUGUAAAUCAGUGUGGAUGAGAGUGUUAACUAAAUGGCUAAAAAAAAAAGAUGAUUUAGGCUGAGCAUCCGCCAGUGUAAAUUGAGCAACAUAAAAAAAGAGACAAAAUGUAGACAGUCACAAUGAGGAAGUGACACAUAACCCAUCACAGGGAGUAGAUUCUUCAUUUCACAUUUAACAGGCUCCAGUUCAGAGACUCUGACAGUUAAUAGCUGAGAAGGGGCAGAAAAAGACUCAAGGACAAUGGCUGAAAUCAGAUGGAUUAAAACGUCUUCAUUUCUGAUGCUGCUGCUUCACUUUACAGCGGUGACUGGACAAUAUUCUUCCUUCCUUGUCCUUGAUGGAGAUGAAGUCACUUUGCCUUGUGAAAAUGUGAUAGAUGGUCAGGACAAAUGUGACCGUACUAACUGGCGCUUCACUGAUUCAGGAUACACAGCAGCAGUACAGCUGGUUAGACGGGGGCAGAUUGGUGAAAACGCAAAAGCAAAAUCAGACAGACUGAGCGUUACAGCGAGCUGUUCUCUGGUUAUAAAGAAGGUCACAGCUGAGGAUGUUGGUCACUACACCUGCAGACAGCUCAGAUCAGGACGACAAGAUGCUGAUGUUUAUCUGUCUGUUGUUACCAUGACUGAACAUGAGGACCCUGAUAAGGUGACGUUCACCUGCUCUGUGUCGACAUAUGUAGGGUGUAGACACACAGUGAAGUGGCUGUAUGAGGGUAAAGAUGUGGACAAAGACAACAAAGACAUGAAGACAUCGCAGUCUGACUGCACAGUUACUGUGACAUUUCUAACGUCUUAUGUCAAGCAGAAGUCAAAAUAUCAGGAGUUGUUCAAAUGUGAAGUGACUGAUAUUUACAGUGGAAAAGUGCAGCGGUUUCCCUUCAGCCCUCAGUCCUCAGGUGAGAAACCAGUUUUUAAUUUGUCAGGUGGAGAUGCAACUGCGACACAAGAAGAUUGUUCUGCUCUGAGCUACAUAAUGUUGGUUAUGCGUGUGGCUGAACUCGUCCUGAUCACUGCGAUUACUGUUCUUCUCAUCAGAGCUCGAGGUGCAUGAUGAUGAAGAUGAAGAUGAUGGUGAACUAUGAAAACUUUGGAGACCCUUCUGCCUCAGUCAGACUCCGCUGAUCAACAACUUCCAUAUCAACAUCAACUCACCAGAGAAAAGACUCCACUGCAGUUAAAUAACAGCACGUUUACACGAGCAGUUGAAGCCUUUAGAUAACAGAAAUCUAACGAGAUCAUUUUGGGUUUUUUAUUACUGAUUGUUUUUGUUUUUAUUUAUCAGUGUGAGAAAUGUUUGUGUGCUCAGCCAUUUCUAUUUCAGUCUGACUUUGGACAACAAUAUUCAAUAUCAGGAAGCCCACUGUGAGUUUCAUAAAAUGUCUUUUCCUGCUUCAGUUCAGAAGACAGCAGCUGGAUUUCAACUUCAUUUAACAGGAACGAGCAUUUAACGCUUCCAGCUGAAGAGUUCAGACCUGAGUUUAAGGUUUACUGGUUGUUUAUGAAGCUACAGCAGCUGGAGCGCGUUUUCAGCCUUAAUGGAGUCAGUAACAGUCUUCUCUUUGUUAUAUCUGAUAACAAUAUAAUCUGCAAAUAAAGAAAUGUUUACCACUUAA
Siniperca chuatsi (mandarin fish) is the source of this 4364-nucleotide messenger RNA. RefSeq lists its product as uncharacterized. Gene Ontology annotation, biological process: T cell activation; interleukin-15-mediated signaling pathway; positive regulation of ERK1 and ERK2 cascade. Lineage: Eukaryota; Metazoa; Chordata; Actinopteri; Centrarchiformes; Sinipercidae. The record is from RefSeq and is a predicted model, not a curated record. Gene Ontology annotation, cellular component: external side of plasma membrane; membrane raft. Gene Ontology annotation, molecular function: MHC class II protein binding; protein tyrosine kinase binding. The transcript has 6 exons. The coding region runs from base 2990 to 3802 and encodes 270 amino acids.